UACUGGCUGUAUAAGCCUCUGGCUGUGUAGCAUCUUAGCUGUGAAGUAUGUUAGUGUUAAGUAUGGCGAUAUGACCUUGGAGAUAAUCGGAGAUGCUUCAGCUGACGUGACCCCCUAUCUUCUCUUGUCUUCCUCAGGUGAUAAGCCAGGGAAGUGUAUUGUCCUGUCAAAGGAUCUUCCAGUGUCUUGUGGAAAUAACACUAUGCCGGAGUGUGAAAAUGACUGGAAAUGUGAUGGCAACAAGAAGUGCUGUGACGGUCUCUGUACAAAACGAUGCUUUAUUCCUUUGGGAGUUUGGGCGUUGGUUAAUAUAUGGGGUCCCUGAUGUCACAUGACCCUGCGGUCCCGGACGCUCUGUACCUGCAGAUUGGGGGCACCGGGCACAGAUUAUGGAUGAUAAAUGUAGAUUGAGUCACAGUAACGGCUCAUUGUAUUGUGAGUGAUGUCCAAUGUAAAUGUAAUAAAAUGAGUUCCAUCAUCA
Pseudophryne corroboree (corroboree frog) is the source of this 481-nucleotide messenger RNA. Its product is annotated as antileukoproteinase-like. The record is from RefSeq and is a predicted model, not a curated record. Lineage: Eukaryota; Metazoa; Chordata; Amphibia; Anura; Myobatrachidae. Gene Ontology annotation, molecular function: peptidase inhibitor activity. Bases 71 to 325 code for a protein of 84 amino acids. Gene Ontology annotation, cellular component: extracellular region. The transcript is spliced from 3 exons.